AUGUUUCUUGCCGGGGGGCUCUCUGCCUGUCGAGCGAGGACGGGAAAUCGUCCCGAUCAUCAAUCGGAUCAGACUCGCUCACGGCCAACACUUCAAAACUGUCGUACGUUUUUUUUUUUUCCAUCCCCUGAAGCCCGAGAGACCAACACACGCCCCAAGUGCUUGUCGAAGGACUGGCAUUGUCCAGACCACGUGUCCUUCGCGAACAUUCACCCUGGACACAAGCCGUUUGACGUGAUCACGCUCACAUACAACUCAAAAAACGAGCUCUGCAAAACGGACGAAUCCGGAACCUGUCCGGACGCCGUGGACUGCCGCGCGGAGCUCGCCUGGAACGAAACGCGCCAGCUGCAACAGACCCUGUGGCCCGCGCACUGCAUCAUCAAUGAUCCAGAAUCAGAACUGGACGAUUCUCUGCUGACAAAAGAAGACGACCACUUCGUCUUGAAGGGGUCCCGCUGCUCCGUAGAUUCCUACUCCGCCUUCUUCGACAACGCCCGCUUCGAAUCCACCGGACUGCACGACCACUUGCGCGGGCGGGGCAUCACGCGAGUCUUCGUAGCGGGCCUCGCACUCGACUACUGCGUAAAAUACACGGCGCUAGACGCAAAGAGCCUGGGCUACGACGUGUAUGUCGUGGUCGACGCCACGCGCGGCACCAGCCCGUCUUCAGCAGAGCGCGCGAUCGAGGAACUGAAGAACAGCGGUGUCCGCCUGAUCAACAGCUCGGAAAUCGAAAAGUGUUUCAAAAAAAAAAAAAACGGCUCAGUUGUCGCUGUCACCUUACUUUUGGUCGCCGCUGCUCUGCUCGUCAGGCGCGCGAAAAAACGCACUCAAUAA
Schistocerca gregaria is the source of this 840-nucleotide messenger RNA. Its product is annotated as nicotinamidase-like. The transcript has 2 exons. The coding region runs from base 1 to 840 and encodes 279 amino acids. Lineage: Eukaryota; Metazoa; Arthropoda; Insecta; Orthoptera; Acrididae. The record is from RefSeq and is a predicted model, not a curated record.